Molecule: messenger RNA, 1368 nt
Organism: Mesorhabditis belari
Lineage: Eukaryota; Metazoa; Nematoda; Chromadorea; Rhabditida; Rhabditidae
Source: the annotation of a GenBank genome assembly
AUGCUAAAGACGCGACUCCGAAAGAUGACCAUUUCAUCAGCUGUCCCAUCGGGAAGUGAGGCGAGAACGCAAGCGCACGACUACUCGCACUUCAAGCGACUGUACAAGCUCGGCGCUGAAUUGGGUCGAGGUGGCUUCGGCACUGUCUACUCUGGCUUUCGACAAGCCGACGGAUUGCCCGUAGCGAUCAAAUUUGUCUCUCGACCGAAUGUCACCGCCUGGAAUCAUAUGGACAACCGCCAGGUGCCGGUGGAGAUCGUGUUGCUAGAGCGGUGUCAAGACGUGAGCGGUGUCAUUCAGAUGUUGGAUUGGUUCGAGAGGAAUGAUGGUUUCGUGAUCGUGAUGGAACGGCCAUCGCCGUGCACCGAUCUCUUCGAUUAUAUCUCCGAUCAUGGACCCCUUCACGAGAGUGUGGCCAGGAAUUUCUUCAAACAGGUUGUUGAGACAAUGAUCGCUUGUUCUCGAAACGGCGUCCUCCAUCGAGACAUAAAAGAUGAGAAUCUCGUCGUUGAUCUGAAGACCGCUCAGCUGAAGUUGAUCGACUUUGGCAGCGGGGCUUUUGCCCGUCCCGGCUCCUACACCGAUUUCGAGGGUACCCGCGUUUACAGUCCACCGGAAUGGAUCCAAGAAUCUCGAUACGAUGGCCUUCAGGCAACGGUGUGGUCACUGGGAAUCUUGCUGUACGAUAUGGUUUGCGGGGAUAUCCCGUUCAGAAGAGAUUCUGAUAUUAUCGGCGGAUCGAUUCACUGGAGAAGGCCAAUCUCUGAUUUGUGCAAGGAUUUGAUCCGGAAAUGCUUGGCUAUUGAGGGACCGUCUCGACCAGUGCUAGAAUCCCUUCUAGAACAUCCGUGGAUGAUGGUCGGAGAGCCAAGCCGACAUAUUUCACCACAAGAAUUGAAUGGAUCAAGGCAUAAACUGGCAUCGGUGCCCGAUCGACUCGUCAAUCAAGCGUCUCAACAACGAAAGCCUCGCGUGCCACAGCAUGGAUCCGAAGUUCAAAUGGCUCCAUCAUCGCAACCGGUUGACAUUCCUGAACCAGAGAUUGUAGAGGCGAAAGUCGAAGAACAACACCGGCCGAGACCCAGCGAGAAAGCUAUGAAACAGCACGAGCCAACCUCUCUCAACUACACCCAAUCGCACUACUCAACGUCUCCUGUGAAACGGAAAAGCGAGCAAACCCGUGCUCAGUACAUGGCCGCUCAACAAAGCCGUUCAAUUCCGUCACACCGUCGCACCGGUUCGGUCGGCUCGAAUCCAUGCGCUAACUCUAUGCUCUCCUCCGGCUCCUCAGGUUACGGCACUUGUUCAACUUCUCCACCCACUUCUGGGUCAGGCGCUCAUCAGGGUGCCCUAAUUCUAGGCUCCUAU